This is a messenger RNA of Racocetra fulgida, 889 nucleotides long. Lineage: Eukaryota; Fungi; Glomeromycota; Glomeromycetes; Diversisporales; Gigasporaceae. The record is from the annotation of a GenBank genome assembly.
CAGUUACUUAUCAAUUACCACCACUAACUCCAACAACAUUACACAUAAAAUUUCUUGCAUCACCAAUUAACCCAUCAGAUAUUAAUCAAAUUGAAGGAGUUUACCCGGCCAAACCAAAUUUUAGAACUUUAGGUGAACAUGAAAAAAUUGCCGUUGCUGGAAAUGAGGGCGUUGCACAAGUAAUUGGCGUUGGCGAUAAAGUUGAAAAUAUAAAAGUUGGUGAUUGGGUCGUUAUGGGAACAUGGCGAACACAUGCUGAUGCAACAUCAGAUGAUGUUAUUCGUAUUCCACAUGAAGGAAUUGGAAUAGUUCGGGCUGCUACUUUAACAGUAAAUCCUUGUUCUGCUUAUCGUAUGCUAAAAGAUUUUGUUACAUUGAAAGAAGGCGAUUUUAUAAUUCAAAAUGGGGCAAACAGUGGUGUUGGACAAGCAGUGAUUCAAAUUGCUAAGGCAUGGAAUAUAAAUACAAUAAAUAUUAUUAGGGAUAGGCCAAAUUUUCAAGAGUUAAAAGAUUUCUUAAAAUCGAUUGGUGCAACAUAUGUAAUAAGCGAUAAAGAUUUACAAGCAAAAAAUCAUGAAUUUGAAUGGAAUAAGGAUAUAGAGGGUAAAGGAAUUGCGUUAGCAAUGUCACGUCAACCUUUAACGAUUCCAGCAUCACAAUUAAUUUUUCAGGAUUUAAGAUUUUUUGGAUAUUGGAUGGCAAGAUGGAAUAAAGAAAAUCCCAAAGCAAAAAGAAUAGAAAUGUUGAAUGAAAUUAUUGAGUUGAUUAAACAAGGUAAGUUAAAAGAUGUCGUUUGUGAAGAAAAUAAUUGGGGUGGAAAUAAGGAAGAUGUAAGUGACGAUGCAUUGACGCAAAGUUUUUUGGAGAUAUUUAAAAAGGCUACGGAAGA